This is a messenger RNA of Symbiodinium necroappetens, 775 nucleotides long. Lineage: Eukaryota; Dinophyceae; Suessiales; Symbiodiniaceae. The record is from the annotation of a GenBank genome assembly.
AUGGUUACUGCAGCCUGGGUUUGGGCGGGGAAGACAAAAAAUCUUCGCCGCAACCCGGUGCACGGCGAAGAGGAGGCUCGCCUGGUACUUACCGAUAAGUUCGAGGCCCAGGACACAACCACCCAGGAGACGGAGAUGGGUGGCACAAUUGAGCUCGAGGACCGUCUCAAUGCUGCUGAUGGGGCCCGAGCCGAAGGGCUCCGGGACCAAAUCAAGGCCCAGCUCGAGAAGCUCCAGACGUGCUUUGAUGAUCUCACCAAGAAACAAUCCGAUGCCCUCACCCGCCCGCUGGACAAGCCCUUCCAGGACUCCAUCCUGAAGAUGUUCGCCGAGGUGACGAAGCAGGAUCUUAUCAUGAACAACUACAUCGUGAGAUCUCGGGGUGUGAAGCCCGCGACGGGUUCCGGGAAGUCGAAAGCCAAGACGGCCAAGCCGGCCAACAAGGAGAAGAAGGAUAAAAAGGAGAAAAAGGAGAAGACGGCGAAGAAAUCCAAGAAGGAGAAGAAAUGCCUUUCUACGCAUGAAGACGAUCUGAGCGACGACGAUGACCUGGCUAAUGAGCUUCUGGUUGGUUUCCAGACUGGGGCAGAAAGUGCUGAACGUGUUGUCCGGAUAGCUCAAGUGGCCUCCCGCAAGAUGCAGAAGCAAGGAGUGGUCUUUUCCAACUUUGCUUCCGAGCUCGUGGGUAGAGACUUCGAUGAGAUCGCUGGCACCCUCAUACCAUUCGCCAUACAUGGGGAUGAGGGCAGAGGAAAGGUUAAGAAGCCUAUCAUAU